GAAAGAAAAUGGCAACAAUUAGAAAAGACUCUUGUUACUUGCUACUCACUUUCACCACUUUCGCAGCUUUGCUUCCUUUUCCCUCUCUCUGUCUUUCUGCUCUGGCCUCUUUCUCACAUACCCACAUCCCUCUCUCGCUCAAAACUACGUCUCCUUCAUGGAUUUCUUUACGUAUCUUUCACUUUUGUGCAGCUUGUGCUUGAUCUGAUAUGGGUUUAAUUCCUCGCAUUUUGGUUAACACCACCACGACUUGCCGAGGAUGAAAUUCGAAGACUAGCGCUUCCCAGAUUUCUGGGUUUGCUUCUAUUUCUACACUAAGGAAGUUUUUGAAUUGGGCAUGGUGGGUAAAGAGGAUGCCUCGAGUAGUACUCGGGCUCCCUGCCAGUUAUCCGGCAACCGUAGAAUGUUUUUGCGCUCGGCGUCGUGGUCCUCUUCCCGUGUUGCCUCUCAAAACCCGGAUGCUGAAGAAAAGGAAUGUGGGGAUCCAAAUGGUACUGGAGGAAAGAGUAACGGGCAGAGUCGGAGGUUCCCUCCGUUAACCCCGCGAUCCCAGCAGAACUGCAAGGCUCGGUCGUGUUUACCACCGCUACAGCCACUGGCUAUUGCUCGCCGGAGCUUGGAUGAGUGGCCGAAGGCGGGGUCAGAUGAUAUUGGUGAAUGGCCGGGACCUCCUACCCCCAGUGGGAGAGGGAAUGGGGAGAGGUUGAAGCUGGAUUUGUCAUCACUUCAGCGAAACCCGGAUAAGAAUGGUGGGCUUGUGAAGAGGGAUAAGAUUGCUUUCUUUGAUAAGGAGUGUUCAAAAGUGGCCGAACAUGUGUAUCUUGGUGGGGAUGCGGUUGCGAGAGAUAGAGAUAUACUAAAACAGAAUGGGAUUACUCACAUUCUAAAUUGUGUAGGUUUUGUUUGUCCUGAGUAUUUCAAAGCCGAUUUUGUGUACAGAACUUUGUGGUUACAGGACAGUCCGUCCGAAGAUAUUACUAGUAUUCUAUAUGAUGUUUUUGACUACUUUGAAGAUGUUAGAGAACAGAGUGGAAGGGUUUUUGUUCAUUGUUGCCAAGGGGUGUCUAGGUCCACAUCCUUGGUUAUUGCGUAUCUUAUGUGGAGAGAAGGGCAGAGUUUUGAUGAUGCUUUUCAGUAUGUCAAGGCGGCAAGGGGCAUUGCUGAUCCAAAUAUGGGUUUCGCUUGCCAGUUGUUACAGUGUCAAAAGAGGGUUCAUGCAUUCCCUCUUAGCCCGAGUUCUUUAUUGAGGAUGUAUAGAAUGGCUCCGCACUCACCGUAUGAUCCUCUGCAUCUUGUCCCAAAAAUAUUGAAUGAUCCUUCUCCGUUUGCACUGGAUUCUAGGGGCGCCUUUAUUGUUCAUAUACCUUCUGCAAUAUACGUUUGGAUUGGCAAGAAAUGUGAAGCCAUCAUGGAAAAAGAUGCAAGAGGCGCUGUUUGUCAGAUUGUCCGGUAUGAGAGAGUGCAAGGACCGGUAAGGAUGAUCAAGGAAGGGGAGGAACCGGCUCAUUUUUGGGAUGCUUUCUCGCACCCCUUACCUUUGAUGGAUAAACCUAGCAAUGGUGUGGAGAUUAGGGAAUCAACAGUCAACAUUUGCCCAGGUGAAAGGAAAGUGGACUCAUAUAAUGUUGAUUUUGAGAUUUUCUACAAAGCUAUUAUGGGGGGCUUUGUGCCUCCAUUUGCAUCAUCAGAGAAUGAACAUGAAACCCACCUUCCUUCUAGAGAAAACACUUGGAGUGAACUAAGGCGUAAGUUUGCAUCUGGUUAUAUGAAGGAGUUUGUGGCGGCUCCUAAAUUGUACCUCUCUAGGGUCUACUCAGAUUCUAGGAUGGUAGUGCGUUCAUCUACAAAUUUAUCAUCACCUUCAUCAUCAUUUUCAUCAUCUGUGUCAUCGUCAUCUUCUACUUCUUCACCUCCUUAUCUCUCUCCAAAUUCUGUCUCUUCUGAUUCAAGCACUAAUUCGAAGUGUUCUUCAGAAUCCUCUCUGGAUUCCCCUUCUGCAGCUUCACGUUCUCUUCCAGUAUCUUCAACUUUGUCUAGCCUUUCUAACUUGUCUCUCUUGUCAUCCAAAACUUCUAAUGGUCCACAAAUUGCUGGUGUCAAUGUUAAUUCACAGCCAUGUUCUAAAUCAACUUCUGUUAUGUCCAAAAUAUUUUCACCUUCCCUUGCAGAGCGUAGGGGUAGUUUAUCCAAGUCUCUGAAGCUGCCGCUGUUGGCUGAUAAUAUGAGGGCGACAUAUACUCCCUCAAGUUAUCUUGCUGGUGAAGUAGAUGGUGUUAGGAUAAACGAGGGUACUUGUUCGCCAUGUGAACUGGAUAGGAUAGAAGAUAUCUUAGAGUCCAAGGAUGCAGUUAGAAGUGGAGAGGGAGAUUUAACUCAAGUAUGGAGAAAACAUCCCUUGGGAAAAAUUCAGGGCUCUGCUGCCUCAAAUGGGAUGGAGGAAAGUAGUUCAACAACUAGUAAAAUUAUGCAACCUUUAGUGUGUAGGUGGCCCAGUUUAGAGAAAAUUGCUACAUUUGGGGCGAGUGAAAUGAACUCCAAAGAUGCUUUCGCUGUUUUCUCUCCAGGUUUAGGCAAAAAUGAGAAUGGGAUAUUAUAUUUUUGGGUAGGAAGGUCUUUUGAUCAUGAUGAAAAUCAAAUUCGAUUGGAUAGUAACAAAGAGUUAAAUGAUCUGAAAGAGCUUGAUUGGAAUCAAGUUGGUCGCGCUGCUCUUACCCAAAUGGGUCUUCCGAAAGACACUACUGUCAAGAUUGUUAAAGAAGAUGAAGAGCCCGUAGAGCUUCUUGCAUUGUUGAGUUCGUUGUAGUGGCAAUGCAAAGAGAUUCUGCAAUCCAGUGCCUUAAAUCUUUCUCUGUUUCUUUGGUUGGCUUAAUUGCACUGCAACUUUCUCAGGCAUCAUAUUGAACUUUCCCUUGCAAAAACCGGUGAGGAGGCUGAUUUUAAAGUUCUUUGUGGCUCUUCACCUGGUUGUACAGUUCUGUAACACCUUCAUUCUCUAAUCUCUAGGACCAGUGAACACUCAUUUUCUUGCAUAAUGAAUCAAGUCUGACAAACUGAAUUUUCUUGUAUAUUAGCAAAUUAGAAACAAUCUGAGGGCCUUAGUGGAAUAAUAGAUUCGUUGAUAAUUUCUUUUGCUGGUUAA
Molecule: messenger RNA, 3139 nt
Organism: Alnus glutinosa
Lineage: Eukaryota; Viridiplantae; Streptophyta; Magnoliopsida; Fagales; Betulaceae
Product: protein-tyrosine-phosphatase MKP1
Exons: 4
Coding region: 338-2803 (821 amino acids)
Biological process (GO): protein dephosphorylation
Molecular function (GO): protein tyrosine/serine/threonine phosphatase activity
Source: RefSeq, a predicted model, not a curated record